Molecule: messenger RNA, 920 nt
Organism: Prosopis cineraria
Lineage: Eukaryota; Viridiplantae; Streptophyta; Magnoliopsida; Fabales; Fabaceae
Product: probable glutathione peroxidase 4
Exons: 6
Coding region: 96-608 (170 amino acids)
Biological process (GO): response to oxidative stress
Molecular function (GO): glutathione peroxidase activity
Source: RefSeq, a predicted model, not a curated record
AACAGGAGAACAGGACUAUAAAAACGUCGAAGAAUAAAGAAGCGCGGCGGCAAUAGACGACGGGCCUUUUGGAGAAGAAUACCUGAAGAGAGAAAAUGGGCGCUUCACAAUCAGUCCCACAAGAAAGCAUCCAUGAAUUCACUGUCAAGGAUGCCAGAGGCAGUGACGUGGACCUCGGCAUCUACAAAGGGAAAGUACUUCUUGUUGUUAACGUCGCUUCUAAAUGUGGAUUUACGGAUUCCAAUUACACUCAGUUAACUGAACUUUACGGCAGAUACAAGGAUAAGGGACUUGAAAUAUUGGCAUUUCCGUGCAAUCAAUUUCUGAAGCAAGAGCCUGGGACAAGCCAAGAGGCGCAAGAGUUUGCAUGCACAAGAUACAAGGCCGAAUAUCCUAUUUUUGGAAAGGUACGUGUCAAUGGACCAGAUGCCUCUCCGGUUUAUAAAUUCCUUAAAUCACAGAAAAAUGGGUUUCUGGGUUCUCGGAUAAAAUGGAAUUUCACCAAGUUUUUGGUUGACAAGGAGGGCCAUGUGAUCCAGCGUUAUGGUCCAACCACUCCACCAUUGGCAUUUGAGAAUGACAUCAAGAAGGCGUUGGGAGAGGCUUGAGAGAGAGCACCACUACAAACUAGCGAUCGAGUUCAAGAUGUCUGUAACAUAGCAAUGUAUAUUCGAUAGGUCUUGGUUCGCCUGCUCAUUAUGUAUACAUAUUUUAUAUCUGUUUGUGUUUGUUGUUUAUCAGAGUUCUGUUUUCGCCUUUUCGAUAUCAGUUUUAUUUUGAGAAGUUGAUUCAUGGAUACUUGAGUUUGUCAUUUGUUCAUGUAAACGUCACUGUUGUAAAGUGGAAAUAGUUUGGCUGUAAAAUGCAGUGAUAAUUUUUGUAUUAUUAUUUUAAUUUAAUGGUAUGGUGUUUAUACCCAA